CAUCAUGGAAGGUUGCAAAAUGUUUCCACCAAAGCCAUGGAAGAAAGGGCCAACAAGGGGCAAAGGUGGCCCUCAAAACUCCUCAUGUGAGUAUAGAGGUGUUAGGCAAAGAACAUGGGGCAAAUGGGUGGCUGAGAUAAGAGAGCCAAAGAAGAGAACAAGGCUCUGGCUUGGCUCUUUUGCCACAGCAGAAGAAGCUGCCUUGGCCUAUGAUGAGGCUGCAAGGAGACUCUAUGGCCCUGAUGCUUACCUUAACCUCCCCCACAUGAUGAUGCAACCAACUAUCUUCACAAAUUCCACCGCCACCAAAUCUCACAAGUACUUCAAGUGGUUCCCUUCCAAGAACUUCAUUUCAAUGUUUCCCUCAAGAGGUGGAUUGCUCAACCUCAAUGCUCAACCUAGUGUCCAUGUCAUCCAUCAGAAGCUGCAAGAGCUUAAGCAAAAUGGGGUGGUUGCAACAAGUCAAACUCAAUCAUCACCACAUACUAGUUCAUUGUCCACUCAUCCAAAGGUGGUGGACCUUGAGAACUUUGACAUCCAAAACCAUGCAGAAAUUCUUCCUCCACUGCAAGAGGGUAAUUCUCGAGUUUCAUCACAGAAAACUAUUGUUGGUGAUUUUGAGGAGAAGCCUCAGAUUGACCUACUUGAGUUUCUUCAGCAGAUGGGAAUACUAAAGGAAGAAAGAGAGGAAGAGAAAACUAAUAGCUCAGGAAGUUCAACAACAGUGUCUGAAGCUGCAUCAAGAGAUGAGAGCAGUGAACAAGCAGGAGUGUUUUCUGACAUGAGUAGUGUUAACUGGGAGGAAUUGAUUGAGAUGCAUGAGCAUGACCAUGGAGUUGCAGAUAGUUUUUAUCGUGCAUCAGAAGAAAUCCAGUUUGAAGCAUAUGACAUAAACGAGGACCUUACUUUCUCCCCUUCCAUUUGGAACUAUUAAGAAAACUAUCUAGCUUUGAUAUGGUUGAAACUAGUUACAAAUUAGGUGCAGAGUAGAUCAAGUCAUCAACCAAUUCUAUCAAUAUAAUCAGAGAGUGCAUGUUGGACCUUUGAUUUACUACUCUAUUAUAGUUUGUUUUAAGCAAAAAAAAAAUUUCUGUUGUUAGGCAGCUAGCAAUGUAUUAGAGGGAAAGUAGCUUAGUAUAAAAAAUAUUUAACGUCUUUCACGCACAUACAGAAUUGAUUAUAAGAUCUCACGCAUGACCAUGCGAAGUGUUAGCGAA
This is a messenger RNA of Glycine soja, 1217 nucleotides long. Its product is annotated as dehydration-responsive element-binding protein 2F-like. The record is from RefSeq and is a predicted model, not a curated record. Gene Ontology annotation, molecular function: DNA-binding transcription factor activity; transcription cis-regulatory region binding. Gene Ontology annotation, cellular component: nucleus. The coding region runs from base 5 to 934 and encodes 309 amino acids. The transcript has a single exon. Gene Ontology annotation, biological process: positive regulation of DNA-templated transcription; response to stress. NCBI's taxonomy places the organism in Eukaryota, Viridiplantae, Streptophyta, Magnoliopsida, Fabales, Fabaceae.